Pyricularia grisea is the source of this 1734-nucleotide messenger RNA. RefSeq lists its product as uncharacterized. The record is from RefSeq and is a predicted model, not a curated record. The coding region runs from base 1 to 1734 and encodes 577 amino acids. The transcript has 6 exons. Gene Ontology annotation, cellular component: membrane. NCBI's taxonomy places the organism in Eukaryota, Fungi, Ascomycota, Sordariomycetes, Magnaporthales, Pyriculariaceae.
AUGUCUCAAGACAAUCAAGCCCCUGGAGGCCUGUUUUUCUACGUGCCCAAUACAGGGGCAGCUGCUUUCUUCACGGCAGCAUAUGCCAUGUUGUGCCUUUUGCACACUUGGCAAGCCCAGCGGUAUAGGAGCUGGGCCUUUACGGGCUGGCUAGUGUUUUCGGCCUUGCUGUUCACCUCUGGAUUUGCAGUGCGAAUUUUCUGUUCUUUCAACUAUAGGCAUGCCAAUGCUUUUAUCGCCUCGCAGUUCAUUAUCUAUACCACCGCUCCAAUUCUCGAACUCGCAAACUUCCACCUACUCGGCCGCAUCCUCUACUUUAUUCCAUACCUUUCACCAAUUCACCCGGGCCGUGUACUCUCAACAUUUCUCUUCUGCUCAUGCAUAGUUGAGAUCCUCAACGCACUCGGAGUUAUGCAGAGCAUAGUUGGCACUGUGAUUGAAAACUCAAGGACACCUGAAAAGGCAGCCGACUACGUUGCGCAGGGCCACGCGCUGAUGAAGGCCUCCUUGAUUUUGCAACUUUCAUUUGCGGUCAUCUUUGUCUGCCUGGCUGGAUCUGUCCAUCAGCGUUGCCUGAAGCGUGGGAUCCGCAACCGCAAAGUCACGAUCCCUCUCGCCACGCUAUAUACCAGCAUGGGUUUCAUCACGGCGAGGACCGUAUUCCGAACCGUUGAACACUUUGCAUUCGAGGAUCUCACCGGCAGCGUUUCAGAGGCCGGGUGGCUGGCUCACUAUCCUCCGCCGGUCGUUUUAUACGAGUGGUAUUUUUACGUCUUCGAGGCGACAUUUAUGUUCUUGGCCAUCGCUGUCUUCAACCUCUUCCAUCCGGGUCAGUUCCUGCCGUCAAACAACAAGAUCUACCUGGCCCAAGAUGGACAGACUGAGAUUGAGGGGCCUGGUUGGAGUGACAGACGGCAGUUUCUCAUGACGCUGUGUGACCCUUUCAACCUUGCGGGGUGUUUUGAUCGCAAGGCCGGGGUCGGUGGUAGCAACUUUUGGGAAGAUAACGGAUUCGCUUUCCCGGCUGAUGCAAACAAGAACCUUGGCUCGCAGCCAUGCGUAGCCAUACUCGACUCCCCACGAACCUUUCAUGCGAGAUCAUUGCGGCCCUUCAAGCUGAAUGUCGCCCAAGAAUUGGUCAAUCACGGUGUCACGAAAUCUUGGCCGCGCCGCGUCGGUGCUCUGCUUCAAUGGCCGACGCUCAAGGAAGAGUUCUCCUCCAUCUCUCGAGCCGUCGUAGGCGACCACGCUGGUGUGAUUGACACUCUGACUCCAGAAUUCCACGUCGUGCUUACGCUCCUCCUUCCUGGUUUGGCUGUCAAAUCUGGCAUGGUUCUGCCAACCUUGCAACAACUCUUUGAAAAGGCUGUUCAAGUCAACACUUGCAAGAGCAGCAUCGACGGAAAUGCUGGCCACCACAUAGAGGCUACGACGCUGCAUCUAUAUGGGCUGGAUGUCUCCCUGGAAAGGGCUAAAGAGCCAACCGAAAACGCAGAUGUGAACGCCGUUUACGCGCGAUCCAUUCUGAGGCUACUGCUGCGGAUAAGACGCAAGAAUGACUACAAGCACAUGGCUCACUGGGUCCGGGAUGCAGACUUGUUCACACAGGUAUGGGUAUUCUUUUGUACGCUGGCGUUCAUGCAGUUUGAGGAUCUGCAGACUGCCUAUGAGCGGUUGAGUCUAGGGGAGAAAGCGCGGCUCAAGAUUGCCGGCCUUUUGAGGAAAGAUUCUUAG